AUGUCGUCGCCUCCAACGGCUAAGGCUGGUGAAACCCAAGGCCCUAAGGUCAGCGCCCCCAGCAAGGCUGCAGCACUUGGAGGGGGCACCAGCCCUGCCACCACUGGUGGUGCUGGUGGCGGUGCUGGUGGCGGCGCUGGCGGCGCCGUUGGUGGUAUUGCUGCUGGUGGUGUCGCCAAGGCCAAGGCCCCCAGUGCCCCACCCACCUCUGCCGCUGCCGUGGUGGAGGAAGGCCGCAAGCCGAUGACCGCAGCGGAGCGUUUGUCCGGCACCGGUUCCGCAUUGGCCAAGGGCGUAGGCGCCAAGGCAGAGGCCGUAGCCAAGCCCAAGGCCAAGGCCAAGAUGGGAGCCAUGCCCAACCGACCUUUGCCACAGGAGACCAUGGGCACCGCCCCCCGACAGUUGCUGAACAUGGUGAGCGCCAAGCCAGCGCCAGCCACCCAAGGAGCCCAGGGCUACGCCACCAGCAGCGUGGGCCCUGCACGAGCCUAUGCGAAGACCGCAGCCGGCGCGGUGGGAGGAGAAGUGCCUAAGGCUGGGCCACCGGCCGUGGCCAUGGGGCGCGCCAUGGCAGAGGGAAGGCCUGCAGUGACCAUGGUGAAUGGCAAGCCCGUGACGACCAUCACCAAGAAGUACCAGCUGGUCUUUGUCACAGGUGAAGUGGCUCCAUUCUCCAAGACCGGUGGCUUGGGCGAGGCCAUGGAUGGCUUGCCGAUCGCCCUGGCUGCCCUGGGCCAUCGAUGCAUGGUGGUGUCGCCUCGCUAUGACCAGUAUGCGGAGGCCUGGGACACCGGCUAUUGGGGCCAUGUCAACAUGGGUGGCAAGUCAGAGUCUGUGCACUUCUUCCACACCUACAAGCAGAAGGUGGACUACGUCUUUGUGGAUCAUCCCACGUUCCUGGAACGUGUCUAUGGCCAGACGGGGUCCAAGCUCUAUGGUCCUGAAUGGGGCAAGGAUUUCGCUGACAACCAGGCUCGUUUCGCCUAUUUCUGCAAGGCGGCUUUGAAGGCGAUUCAGGAACUUCCCCUGGGUGGUGCCAUCUAUGGCAGCGACUGCAUGGUGGUCUGCAACGAUUGGCACAGCGCCCUGGUGCCCAUGCUGAUCCAUGCAGAGAAGACCACCACAGGAAAGUGGCAGAACACGAAGACUGCCUUCUUGUGCCACAACGCGGUGUUCCAGGGCCGCUUUGCCCGUGAGGAAGGUUUGGCCGGAAUUUUCGGGGUGCCCGAGCGCUACGUGGACAGCAUCACCUUUAAGAUGCCACUGCGCAUUGGCAAGUACAAUGAGAAGAUCACCUGUGUGAACACCAUGGCCGCUGGGUUGAAGUACUGCGACCGCGCGUUGACCGUGUCGCCGAGCUAUGCGGUGGAGUGCACCAUGGAUCCGGAGAAGGGCGUAGAGUUGGAAGGUCUCUUUAAGAUGGCGAAGUGCACAGGCAUCCUGAACGGUGUGAAGGAGGGCGUUUCUCCCAGCGAUAAGAACUUCGUGACGAAGACCAUGAUGACCUGUGGACCCUACAACUCCGCCAACUGUGACAUGGCCAAGACCGAGUUAAAGGCGGCCUAUCGCGCGCAGAACGGCCUCACUGGCUGCAGCGGCCCGUUGAUGUGCUUCAUUGGGCGCUUGGAUGCGCAGAAAGGCUACGAUCUGCUCCUGGAGUCCUUGGUGGAAGUGCUCGAGGACACGGAACUCCAAGUGGUGGUGGUGGGCGCAGGCCGUUCUGAUCUGGUAGCGCAAACCAAGGCUGUGGAGAAGAAAUAUCCCAACAAGUUCUUCUUCGCUGGUUGGAUGGGCCCUGAGCGUUACGCCCUGCUGGCAGCUUGCGACUACACCUUGUUGCCUUCCAGGUGGGAGCCUUGCGGCCUGGUCCAGAUGGAGGCUAUGCGCCUGGGAACGUUGCCCAUUGUGGCGCCCACCGGUGGCUUGAAAGACACCGUGGAGGAUGGCGUCAACGGGCUCUGGACGGAGAAGGAGAUGACGGUGGAAGCCAUCGUGGAUCAGGAGUCAGUGGAGUCCAUCAGCAAAUCCCUGCGCCGUGCCUCGCAGCUCUUCCAAUCGGAACCGCAGAAGGCGGGGGACGUCCGCGACGUCGCGGACGUCACGGUGGUGAAGAUGAAACAGGCCGCUAUGGCGGCAGCUGCGGAGUAUACCUGGAGCAAUGCGGCGCUGCAAUACGAGGCAGUUUUCAAGGAGGUGGGCGUGAAGGACGUGUUGAACGGUCGGGUGGAAACGGUGACGUUGGAAACGGACAAGCAGGAUCUGUUUGACGCUUGGCGCAAAGAGCCUUGCAACUUGGUGCCCGCGCUUCCAGCACCAAGUGUCGUGCCAGUGGCAAAGCCAGCUGAAGUGUCUGCCGCAGCAAAGUCUCGUGAUGAGGCACCGAAGGUUGAGGAGCAGAAGAAGACGGCUGCCACUACUCAGGGAGGAGCAACUGCGCCUGCUGCCCCAACCAGCAAGGCAGCGACAUUGACCGGGUCCGGUGGACAGGGUGUCAACACUCUGAGCCCGGCAAGCGCCGUCCCUGCAAGCACUGGCCCAGCCAGUGCUGGUGCAGCACCCAAAGCCAAGUCUGCACCGGUGCCCCCAAUGUCUGCGGCUGCUGUGGUGGAGGAAGGCAAGAAACCAGUCACUGCAGCUGAGCGUCUGGCAGGCACUGGCUCCGCCCUUGCCAAGGGUGUUGGUGCCAAAGCCGAGCCCCAGGCAAAGCCAAAGGCAAAGGCCAAGAUGUCAGCCAUUCCCAGCAGACCAUUGCCCACGGACACUAUGGGAUCUGCUCCCACCGCCGUCCUGAACAUGGUGAGUGGAAAGCCAGUGCCAGCAAGCCAAGUUGGAACCUCUGCCUAUGCCACCAGCACGGUCGGCCCUGCUCGGGCGUAUGCCAAGGCCGCUGCUGGGGCUGUUUCAGGAGAAGUCUCAAAGGCCGGCCCCCCUGCUGUUGCCAUGGGCCGCGCUAUGGCAGCUGGCCGCCCAGCCAUGUCUAUGGUGAAUGGCAAGCCAGUGACCACCAUCACCAAGAAGUACCAGCUGGUCUUUGUCACAGGUGAGGUGGCACCUUUCUCCAAGACUGGUGGUCUGGGAGAGGCUAUGGAUGGUCUGCCAAUUGCAUUGGCGGCUAUGGGCCAUCGCUGCAUGGUCAUUUCCCCUCGUUACGACCAGUAUGCGGAGGCCUGGGACACUGGCUACUGGGGCUCUGUGACCAUGGGUGGCAAGCAGGAAUCCGUGCACUUCUUCCACACCUACAAGCAGAAGGUGGACUAUGUCUUUGUGGAUCACCCCACCUUCCUCGAGCGUGUGAACGGUCAGACUGGCUCCAAGCUUUACGGUCCCGAGUGGGGCAAGGAUUUCGCUGACAACCAGGCGCGUUUUGCCUACUUUUGCAAGGCUGCUUUAAAGGCCAUCCAGGAGCUACGGAGGGUGGCCCGGAGAGAGCUGUCCCUGGGUGGUGCCAUCUAUGGCAGCGACUGCAUGGUGGUCUGCAACGACUGGCACAGCGCCCUGGUGCCCAUGCUGAUCCAUGCAGAGAAGACCACCACAGGCAAAUGGCAGAACACCAAGACCGCCUUCCUGUGCCACAACGCCGUGUUCCAGGGCCGUUUCCAGCGCGAGGAGCGGCCCGGAGGGCCCGGCUGCGGAGCUCGCGGGCUUGGCAGCCAGGAAGGUCUGGCUGGCAUCUUCGGCGUGCCGGAGCGGUACAUUGACAGCAUCACCUUCAAGACACUUGGGCGAAGUUUGAGCGAAGGGAGGAUGCCUCUGCGCAUCGGCAAGUACAAUGAGAAGCUUCAGAUCACCUGCGUGAACACCAUGGCGGCCGGCUUGCGCUACUGCGACCGGGCCUUGACCGUGUCGCCGUCCUAUGCGGUGGAGUGCUGCACGGAUCCGGAGAAGGGUGGCUUGGUUGAAGACCAGGAGCGGAAGUUCCAAAAAUGGCUAAAGAAUGCCAACCAGGAUAGCGUGGAGUUGGAGUCCCUGUUUACCUUGGGCAAGUGCACAGGCACAGCGUGCCCACCAGGCAUCUUGAACGGCGUCAAGGAAGGUGUGUCGCCGAGUGAUAAGAACUUCGUGACCAAGACCAUGAUGAGCUGCGGUCCUUACAACUCUACCACUUGUGACCUUAGCGAUGAAUGCGUAAGCGACAUCGCCAAGAGCGAGUUGAAGGCCUCCUAUCGCGCACAGAACGGCCUCAGCGGAUGCACUGGACCAUUGAUGUGCUUCAUCGGACGCCUGGACUCGCAGAAGGGCUACGACCUGCUGUUGGAGUCCUUGGUCGAGGUCCUGGAGGACACAGAGAUGCAAGUGGUGAUCGUUGGCGCUGGCCGCGCAGAUUUGGUGGCACAGACGAAGGCAGUUGAGAAGAAGUUCCCCGAGAAGUUCUUCUAUGCCGGUUGGAUGGGUCCUGAGCGUUACGCCCUGCUGGCGGGAUGCGACUUCACCCUGUUGCCUUCCAGGUGGGAGCCUUGCGGCCUGGUGCAGAUGGAGGCCAUGCGCCUGGGAACGCUGCCCAUUGUGGCGCCCACCGGUGGCUUGAAAGACACCGUGGAGGACGGCGUCAACGGUCUCUGGACAGAGAAGGAGAUGACCGUGGAGGCCGUCAUUGAGGAGUCCGUGAGCGCCAUCUCGGAGGCCCUGAAGCGAGCCGCCAAACUCUUCACCCAGGUGGUGAAGAUGAAGCAGGCCGCCAUGGCGGCAGCUGCCGAGUUCACCUGGAGCAACGCGGCGCUGCAGUACGAGCAGAUCUUCACAGAGCUGGGCGUGAAGGACGUCUUGAACGGCAAGACUGCCACUGUGACGCUGGAGACAGACAAACAGGCACCAAGUGUCGUGCCAGUGGCAAAGCCAGCUGAAGUGUCUGCCGCAGCAAAGUCUCGUGAUGAGGCACCGAAGGCUGAGGAGCAGAAGAAGACGGCUGCCACUACUCAGGGAGGAGCAACUGCGCCUGCUGCCCCAACCAGCAAGGCAGCGACAUUGACCGGGUCCGGUGGACAGGGUGUCAACACUCUGAGCCCGGCAAGCGCCGUCCCUGCAAGCACUGGCCCGGCCAGUGCUGGCGCAGCACCCAAAGCCAAGUCUGCACCGGUGCCUCCAAUGUCUGCGGCUGCUGUGGUGGAGGAAGGCAAGAAACCAGUCACUGCAGCUGAGCGUCUGGCAGGCACUGGCUCCGCCCUUGCCAAGGGUGUUGGUGCCAAAGCCGAGCCCCAGGCAAAGCCAAAGGCAAAGGCCAAGAUGUCAGCCAUUCCCAGCAGACCAUUGCCCACGGACACUAUGGGAUCUGCUCCCACCGCCGUCCUGAACAUGGUGAGUGGAAAGCCAGUGCCAGCAAGCCAAGUUGGAACCUCUGCCUAUGCCACCAGCACGGUCGGUCCUGCUCGGGCGUAUGCCAAGGCCGCUGCUGGGGCUGUUUCAGGAGAAGUCCCCAAGGCCGGCCCCCCUGCUGUUGCCAUGGGCCGUGCUAUGGCAGCUGGCCGCCCAGCCAUGUCUAUGGUGAAUGGCAAGCCAGUGACCACCAUCACCAAGAAGUACCAGCUUGUCUUUGUCACAGGUGAGGUGGCACCUUUCUCCAAGACUGGUGGUCUGGGAGAGGCUAUGGAUGGUCUGCCAAUUGCAUUGGCGGCUAUGGGCCAUCGCUGCAUGGUCAUUUCCCCUCGUUACGACCAGUAUGCGGAGGCCUGGGACACUGGCUACUGGGGCUCUGUGACCAUGGGUGGCAAGCAAGAAUCCGUGCACUUCUUCCACACCUACAAGCAGAAGGUGGACUAUGUCUUUGUGGAUCACCCCACCUUCCUCGAGCGUGUGAACGGUCAGACUGGCUCCAAGCUCUAUGGUCCCGAGUGGGGCAAGGAUUUCGCUGACAACCAGGCCCGUUUCGCGUACUUCUGCAAAGCUGCUUUAAAGGCGAUUCAGGAGCUGUCCCUGGGUGGUGCCAUCUAUGGCAGCGACUGCAUGGUGGUCUGCAAUGACUGGCACAGCGCCCUGGUGCCCAUGCUGAUCCAUGCGGAGAAGACUACCACAGGCAAGUGGCGGAACACGAAGACCGCCUUCCUGUGCCACAACGCCGUGUUCCAGGGCCGUUUCCAGCGUGAGGAGGGACUGGCUGGCAUCUUUGGCGUCCCUGAGCGUUACAUUGACAGCAUCACCUUCAAGAUGCCUUUGCGCAUUGGCAAGUACAACGAGAAGAUCACCUGCGUGAACACCAUGGCCGCCGGGCUGCGCUACUGCGACCGGGCGUUGACCGUGUCGCCGUCCUAUGCGGUGGAGUGCUGCACCGACCCGGAGAAGGGUGUUGAGUUGGAGUCUCUUUUCACCUUGGGCAAGUGCACAGGCAUUUUGAACGGCGUCAAGGAAGGUGUCUCUCCCAGCGACAAGAACUUUGUGACCAAAACCAUGAUGAGUUGCGGUCCCUAUAACUCCACCACUUGCGACAUUGCCAAGAGCGAGUUGAAGGCCUCCUAUCGCGCGCAGAACGGCCUCACCGGAUGCACUGGACCACUGAUGUGCUUCAUCGGGCGCCUGGACUCGCAGAAGGGCUAUGACCUGCUCUUGGAGUCCUUGGUGGAGGUGUUGGAGGACACAGAGAUGCAGGUGGUGAUCGUGGGGGCUGGACGAGCUGAUCUGGUGGCACAGACCAAGGCAGUUGAGAAGAAGUUCCCCGAGAAGUUCUUCUAUGCCGGCUGGAUGGGCCCAGAGCGUUACGCCCUGCUGGCGGGAUGCGACUUCACCCUCUUGCCUUCCAGGUGGGAGCCUUGCGGCCUGGUCCAGAUGGAGGCCAUGCGCCUGGGAACGCUGCCCAUUGUGGCGCCCACCGGUGGCUUGAAAGACACCGUGGAGGAUGGCGUCAACGGUCUCUGGACAGAGAAGGAGAUGACCGUGGAGGCAGUCAUUGAGGAGGAGUCGGUGAGUGCCAUCUCUCAAGCGCUGAAGCGAGCCACGAAACUCUUCACCGAGGAACCGGCCAAGGUGGUGAAGAUGAAGCAGGCCGCCAUGGCGGCGGCGGCCGAGUUCACCUGGAGCAACGCGGCGCUGCAGUACGAGCAGAUCUUCACGGAGCUGGGCGUGAAGGAUGUCUUGAACGGCAAGACGGCCACAGUGACACUUGAGACCGACAAGCAGGUCUGCUAG
Molecule: messenger RNA, 7113 nt
Organism: Cladocopium goreaui
Lineage: Eukaryota; Dinophyceae; Suessiales; Symbiodiniaceae
Source: the annotation of a GenBank genome assembly